CCAACCAGCCCGCCACAUUCUUGUCUGCCAAUUUAAUUGUCGCUGCCGUAAAAGCUACAUCUCAAUCUCUACAGUUAGAACGACAGGCCGAAGGCAGAAGUCUCAAAUUUCCCGACAGUCAAGAUCAAUUUUUGUCCAACAACGAUCAAUUUUUGUCCGCUUCGUUGAAGAAUGAAGAUACAGCAACGACGUUAAAAUCAUCGACGACGUCGAUAAACGCUUAA
Messenger RNA from Paramuricea clavata, 224 nucleotides. The record is from the annotation of a GenBank genome assembly. NCBI's taxonomy places the organism in Eukaryota, Metazoa, Cnidaria, Anthozoa, Malacalcyonacea, Plexauridae.